Molecule: messenger RNA, 1131 nt
Organism: Notechis scutatus (mainland tiger snake)
Lineage: Eukaryota; Metazoa; Chordata; Lepidosauria; Squamata; Elapidae
Source: RefSeq, a predicted model, not a curated record
UUGAGCCAUCCCUUAGUGGCCCGUGCUGUGGCCCGCAUGUUGAGUGAAGGGCACGUUUUGUUCCACCGCGUACUGGCCGUGGUCACUUCAGGGGGUGCGCCUAUGAUCCAGGCCUUUGCUGCCAAUGGGAUUUUAGGUGUGGUGUUGCCAGCUGCCCUUCACGUUCCUUGCUUGUACCAGCAGUUGGAGUUGGUGAUGGAGCUAUGGCAAGAUAAGUUAGAAAGGCUGGCUUCACUGCAGCAUCUUCUGGAAGAGACAUUUGGACGGCGCCCAGCUCUCCGUCACCGUUACGCCCUAUUCCUGAAAGAGCAUGAACUGAAGCUGUCCCUCCCUGUGUGCAACAGGCAGGCUGGCCCUGAGGUUUGGUUGGAGAAAGCAACAAGCAUUGCAGAACAUCUCCCCCUUCUGAGGGAAUUUGUAGCAACCGAUGAAGGCGAGGGGCCCAUUAUGGGGAAAUUGCAGAGUAUCCUGGUGGAGAAUGACAAGGAACUGGUGGCGGAAGCCACUUUUGUAGGCGAGCAUGCCCAAGGUCUGUUGGCCGUGGCACGGUUUCUCCGCCAGACAGGUGAGCCACUGGCCCACCGAAUCUACGGGGAACUAGAUUCCUUGCGAGUUUCUUUCUCCUAUCACUUAGAUGCAAGGCUGGGGCCCAACACAGAGCAGCAUCUGGCUGUGUGCCCACCCCAGCUGGCAAAACAGUUUCAUCAAAUCUUAGCUCAGAGCCUGAGUCGCCUGGAGCAUUUGUUUGACUCUCACCCUGCGAUGCCCACCUUGAAAGCAGUGCGGGCACUUGAUCCCAAGCAACUGGGGGCUGUAGGAUGGAGCCAGGUAGAGCCCGACCAGGGGGUCCCCGGCCUUUCGGAGGUGCCAGAAAUGGAAUGGUUUCGGUAUCAACAUUUAGCUGACGCAGCUCCUGCUGAUGUCUCCUUGCCUCAGUGGUGGGAGGCACAAGCUGAGCAGCUUCCUGUGCUGACCCCUCUGGCUCGGCGAUAUCUCUGGCUGCCUGCCUGUUCUCCCAAGUCUCCCUUCCUCCCAGGAGGUUUCUUCAACCUACCAGAGGCUGAGGAUGGCUUUACGCGGGACGGUGCACGUCUCUUAUGCAUGCUUAGGUAUAACCGCAGGCUCCUUUAA